CUUUGUCCGGUGCGACAGUAGGCCAUGAUAAUUAUGGCAAAAAUUUGCGUUUUUGAAUGAAUUAUAGUUGAAUGGUGGAUCAACAAGCAUACACCGUGUGAGGACUGGUUUCUGGCAAUGACACACCAGAGAGUUUCAAUUUAAAGGACAGCACAGCAACGGAGAAAGGGUACAGUUUGCUUCCAAGACAGUCUGCAAGAUGGUUAGCUAUCUUCAGUGGCAUGCUAACGUUAGCUAGCAAGCUAAUGUUAGCAUAUAGUAAACAACAGUUGUCAAAACAUGAUAAAUUGCUUUAUCGUAUGAAUGAUGUGAUACGUGGAAUUGACUGCACCAUUUUUUCCACAUAUGUCUGUAGCGAGGCCAAUCACAGUUUCGGAUUAAUGUCCCGGUGUUGCCGCUACUUGUUUAAACCUCAACGCUGCUAGCAAACCACACAUUGAGUAACGUGGCUAGCGAGUGAGCCGCGGCAGAGGCUAGCUGGUGGACUUCUCCGCUACACAUCUGUAAGUGAUCAUUCAGAGAGGGAGGUGGGGGAGCUCUGGAACUUGCUCGCGCCGGCAGCCAAGCCCAGGGAGCGAGCGACCCGUUUCACUCGCAUCUGGUUUGCAACGGGGCGAACUGGCGCUAAAUAACGUGAAGCAGCUGAGCUUCACCUGGCGAGGAUUUGGUGACCAAAUCCCGGCGUGACAGACGCCGUGGCGAAAGAUCGGCAGCAGCAAAGCAGUUCGCAGACCUGGGCCGGCGUUAUAAUCUAUAAUAUACGUGGUACUAACUGCUGUGAGGAUAACCAUUUUAACGGGAUUGACAUGACCUGAAGCCAGAUUCCACCUACUUUUGGCUUAUAGCCUUCAAGACGUCGUUAUUUUUGUAACUUUUUUUUCUUGCCCAUGAACGGUGAUAUGCCAUUUCACCGACAGUCAUAUUAGCUAAUGGCUGCCGAAUCGGGGAGACUACUGGCGGGACAAGGAAAACGAAACAAAGCUUCACAGAUGAAGAGCCCGGAGAAAAAGAAGGCGAGGAAGUCCACCAGCCAGGCGGCAGGAUUCUCCCACCUCACGGAGUUUGCACCCCCUCCCACCCCCAUGGUGGACCACCUGGUCGCCUCCAACCCCUUCGACGAUGACUUUACGCCCCCAUCCCGACCUACUGGAACAGGUGGACCAAGUACUGCGCCAUUUCUUCCCAGCCCGAGUGGAGGAGGUGGGUAUGUCCCUGGGAGCAGAAUGGGCGUAGGCAUGGGCUUCAUGGGAGGCCCAGCAGGACCAGGUGGCGGCCAACCCGGACGGAGGCCACCGUUCGGACCUCCAUCGAACGCCGGUCCUCACCACCAGCUCGGCUUUGGAGGAAUGCCUGGCUUUGGAGCUGGCGGAGGGGGCGGCGGUGGGGGAGGUGGAGGGGGUGGAUUCCCCCCUGGUGGCCCUUCUCAGUUUAACAUGCCACCAAACUUUAGCCCACCCAUGCACCCCGGGCCAGGAUUCAAUCCCAUGUUGUCUCCAGGGGCUAUGGGAGGCCCUGGGGGAGGGGGGCCACCGCACCCUAGGUUUGGCAUGCCUCCACAGCAGCAACACGGACAGGGUGGACACCCAUUCAAUAGCCCACCGUUACCUGGUGGCGGAGGUCCCAGAGGGCCCCCACAUGGCCCCCUGCCUCCCAUGGGAGGAGGCAUGGGUCCUGGGAUGAACAUGAUGGGUGGCAUGGGCGGUGGCCCCGGAGGCAACAUGGUGGGUGGGUUACCUGGUAUGCCACCUCAAGGACAGUUCCCUCCUUCACAGGAUGGGCCUUACCCUGGCCCCAGUCCACCGGGGCCAGGCAAUGAGGAUGUAAAAAACUUUGGUGGAGGAGGGCCUCCGUCUGGGCCGCAGCAGCAGCAACAACAACAGCAGCAGCAACAACAACAACAGCAGCAACAACAACAGCAGCAACAACAACAACAACAGCAGCUUAGCCUAAAUCCUAACGGCCCUUCUCCUAAUAAUACCCCUCCUGGCCCUCCUUCAAACUCUGGUCCACCGCAGCCUGGAGGAGGCUUCCCUGGCCACCCGGAUGUCCAGCAGCCCAAUUCCAAUACACCUGGUCAGCCUCCCUCAGCGCCGCCACAGCCUAAUCCCAACUCUUCUCCUACUGGUCCCCUGAAUGGAUCAGGCCAGCCACAGCAUCCACCGCCCAGUCAGCUACAGCCCUCCAGCAACGCAAAUACUCCCAGCUCUAACAACUCAACCCAGCAGCAACAAUCCACCCCACCAAACUCCGCCCCUGGCUCAACGCCAUACAACCAGCAGAACAACACUCCUGGUUCUGGUGGUCCCAUGGCAAAUGUGGCCCCCAACUCGGGUCAGAACAGCAUGACCAACAACAACGGAGGCAACACUCCUGGCAGCAACCCCAACCCCCCCUCUAACUCCACUUCGACCCCGAACACCCAGUCUCCCCUGCCCCCUGGUCCCGCGGCCCCCUCGACCGGGCCUGGCACCGGCCCCGGAAAACUCGGCGGCCCCGGGAUGGUGUUCCCUUGUGGCCUCUGCAUGGCGGAGGUGCACGACGAUCAGGACGCCAUACUGUGCGAGGCGUCGUGCCAGCGCUGGUUCCACCGUGACUGCACAGGCCUGACCGAGCCGGCGUACGGGCUGCUGACCCGGGAGAGCGCCGCCGUGUGGGCCUGCGACUUCUGCAUCAAGACCAAGGACAUCCAGGCCGUGUUUGUGCGCCAGGGAUUAGGCCAGCUGGUGGCAGCUAAUGAGAGUUGAGGAGUGGAUGACAACGGAGAAGCGUGGAGGAGCAGCAGGACAAACGGAGACCGUCUUUGCUUCGAUCUCACUGAAUGACCUGUGUCACGUCAGCUACUCGCCCGGACGAGCCCUUUACUUGUUCACUACACAGAGAAACACACUCAUUGACAUUCAUGCUUGUAUACAGCACUUUGAGUGACUCUUGGUCAAUUAUUUUUCUUUCCUCCGCCGCCCCCCCCCCAAACGAGUCAAAAACAUGAUGAAUGUUAAUCUACACAGUCCUUCAGACAUCUAGCCUGCCAACCAGCAAAGCACUGACACCAACACACUACCUCACACACUUUGUGACUGACUGGCACGGACACUCCCGCAAAGGCUGACUCGCCCCGCUGGCACCGCUGGAGUAGGAAGACGUUUCAAAACCACGUUUGGCGGAGAGCGCGAUGUUGAAAAAUGUCCCCAGUGUGUAUUGAGACCAUGACUUCAAUCAUCAGUGUUAUUCUCCAUUUUUCUUGGCUUUAAAUUAAAAUGUACGUGAUGAUAAAAAAAAUCUUUAGCAAAUGGAGAGAACAAAAUUUAAAGCGUGAAUGGAAAUCUGAAAGGGAUUUGGGUUUUAUUCAUGAAUUGAUUCAAAGCUUUAUUUGCCAUCAGAAUGCUUCAUUUUAUCACAUUGUCUUUUUACUGCAUUUGAAAGAAAAUCGAGAAACUACAUUAUUAUAUUGCAGCGCUCAGUUGUGUGUUAUGUGAAACAAAAUAACGGGAUCGGGGGGGUACAUAUAUUUCUUUCAAUUAUAUUUUCAAUUCCACAACACACACAUACAAACACUUUGACCACGUACAUCUGUCAAUUGAUACCCAGUGCUGAUUAAUCCAAAGGAGUCCCGGCCGAGAUUUAAUCCACUUCAAACCCAAGUUGUAAAUAUUAGGACAAAACAAUUGUCUGGAACUUCCAUCGCUUGUGUCCAAGCCACAGAGUUGACCAAUGAGCAAAAGACUAAGUUAAACAUAUGUGUCUUGGUUGUAUACAGUAUGAUGUUUUGGUUUUUAUACCGUACAUUUGAGUCAACCAUUUAUUCUGAUCUCUGCAGUACACAUGAAUUGUGAAGUCAGUGCUUUUGGACGGUGUUGGCAAAGAAAGUAGUGACAUCGCGUCAUCAGAUUUGCAUAGUCCUUUAAAAAAUAAAGACAAAAAUACAAAAAGAAGAAGACAAAAUAUGAGUCUGGGAGGGGGGUGCAUGGGAACCAAUGCAGUUGCUGUCUGAUCUGUUCAUGUUUAUAUGCUGGCCUCUGCGCUGCAACAGGCCUUGAAGUAGACCAAAUAACUUAAGAGCGAACAAUAUCCAUUUUUCACGUUUCUGUCACGGUAUAAGGUGUUUAUAACUAUUCUUCCCUCCUUCUCUCUUUACUUUUCUUUAUUCAAUGUCCAAGUUGCCUUUAAUUUUCUUGCUCUCAGCUGUUCCUUUAUAUUUUGUAUUGGUAUCUGUGCUGUGCUCUUGCUCUGCUCUGGCGCCUCCUGGUGGAACCUGGAGGCGCCAGUGAGUCCCACACCAGGUGGGGAGGGGAAAGGUACUGAACUCUGAAGUAAAGACAGAAUUUUUUUUGUAUUGUCCAUGUCUGUUUUUAUUCCCUUUUUUAUUUUUUGCUUAUUGUUGUAUUAAAAUGAGGGUUGAAAAACCCAAUGAAACAGUUAACAA
Molecule: messenger RNA, 4420 nt
Organism: Pseudoliparis swirei
Lineage: Eukaryota; Metazoa; Chordata; Actinopteri; Perciformes; Liparidae
Gene: pygo2
Product: pygopus homolog 2 (Drosophila)
Exons: 3
Coding region: 930-2744 (604 amino acids)
Source: RefSeq, a predicted model, not a curated record